This is a messenger RNA of Ostertagia ostertagi, 315 nucleotides long. The record is from the annotation of a GenBank genome assembly. Lineage: Eukaryota; Metazoa; Nematoda; Chromadorea; Rhabditida; Trichostrongylidae.
AUGUGCACGUUAAGUCGACUCGCAAAACCGAGAUUUUCGGUGAGCUACGGGAAUAUAGCGAGCUACGACUUCAUGAUGUGGAUGCCAACAAAAGCUAAUCGAAGAUCGUCAGUUCUCGUCUAUUUGCGCAGAAUUUCCUGCCGAGGUCCGUCCGUGGCCAAUCGAAAUUCCAACAUCAGCGUUGUGUCCUCAAAUAUUGGACUUCUGCCGUCAUACCAAACGGCCACCUCCACUCCAACUCCUACGUCUGUGCUUUCAUCGUUUCCACCUCCACCGUAUGCAGAAACCCAGAGGCUUACCGACGAAACUGUCUGA